Molecule: messenger RNA, 645 nt
Organism: Triticum turgidum subsp. durum (durum wheat)
Lineage: Eukaryota; Viridiplantae; Streptophyta; Magnoliopsida; Poales; Poaceae
Source: the annotation of a GenBank genome assembly
AUGGGCAUGUUGUGUUGCCAUGCUAUCCAGGUCAUGCUAAAUUUGGGAGUUAGGGAGAUCCAACAUGUACACAUCAUGAAGAGAUGGACAAAGAAUGCUUGUGAGAACCUGCCAGAGCAUCUGAAGAUAUAUCAAGCAGGCAAUUCCGCACUGAAGGACGCAACUUACCGACACUCUAGCUUGUACAGUAAGGCACUCGAGAUUGUACAGAUGGGGGAUAAGAACACCGAAGCUUACAUAGCUGCAAUGAAGCAGUUACUAGAUGCAAUAAGUGUUCUAAACGAUACCAACCAGGAGAGUGAUGGGCUGGGAUUACAUGAUAAGGCAGCGGCUCCAGUGCACGACCAAGAUAUGCCUGUUACACCAGGAGCAAACAAACUGUCAGGAUCGAUGAAUGUUGUAUCACGCAAGAGGGACCGAGGCAGGCCAACAAAUGCAAGAGCAAAGCCAGGUUAUGAAAAUGUCAGUAAACCAAGAUCAAAGUUUUGCUCUGUGUGUAGAGGGAGGGGUCAUAAAGCAUCUAAAUGCCCCUCAUAUGGAGGCGCAACAAAGAAGCAAAGGAAAGUCCCGAAAUGUACCAAGUGCGACCUGGAAGGCCACAAGAGGAAUAGCUGCUCUGGAAGCUUGUUCGGCGUCUUCCAAUGA